GUGGUGGGUGGAUCCGACACCACAAUGACCAUGUCGAAAUGGGUGAUGGCAAGGCUGAUGAAGUAUUUAGAGAUAAUGAGAAAGGUCAUUGAAGAAUUAAGUGAAAUCGUGGGGUUGGACAACUUAGUUGAAGAGUCCCAUUUGCCUGAGUUGCAUUAUUUAGAUGUUGUCAUUAAAGAGACAUUCCGUUUGCACCCACUUGGUCCAUUCAUAGUACCUCGUAGUCCAAGUGAAUCUAGCAUCAUUGGAGGGUACCAUGUACCCAAAGGUUCUAGGAUUUUCCUCCAUGUUUGGGCUAUACAAAGGGACCCAAAGUAUUGGGACAAUCCAUUGGAAUUUAAACCUGAAAGGUUUCUAAAUAAUGCUUAUGGUAGAUUUGAUUAUUCGGGUAACAAUUUUAAGUAUUUUCCAUUUGGGUCAGGAAGAAGAAUAUGUGCAAGGCUUACGCUAGGGGAGAGAACACUCAAAUAUAUCAUGGCUUCAUUUUUGCAUUCCUACGAGUGGAAAUUGCCUCAAGGUUUAGAGAUGGAAUUUUCUGACACUUUCGGUGCUAUUACCGAGAAGAAGAACCCAACCAUUGCAAUUCAAACUCCAAGGUUAUCCAAGCCUGAGCUCUACACAUAA
Juglans microcarpa x Juglans regia is the source of this 624-nucleotide messenger RNA. Its product is annotated as flavonoid 3',5'-hydroxylase-like. Gene Ontology annotation, molecular function: iron ion binding; heme binding; oxidoreductase activity, acting on paired donors, with incorporation or reduction of molecular oxygen. Lineage: Eukaryota; Viridiplantae; Streptophyta; Magnoliopsida; Fagales; Juglandaceae. The transcript has a single exon. The record is from RefSeq and is a predicted model, not a curated record. Bases 25 to 624 code for a protein of 199 amino acids.